Messenger RNA from Archocentrus centrarchus (flier cichlid), 2589 nucleotides. RefSeq names its product THAP domain containing 7 (gene thap7). Gene Ontology annotation, cellular component: nucleus. Bases 89 to 1786 code for a protein of 565 amino acids. Gene Ontology annotation, biological process: regulation of DNA-templated transcription. The record is from RefSeq and is a predicted model, not a curated record. Lineage: Eukaryota; Metazoa; Chordata; Actinopteri; Cichliformes; Cichlidae. The transcript has 5 exons.
CGGAGGGAAAGAAGAAGAAGAAGAAGCGGAAUUCUGUGGGUCAGGAACGAAGAAAAGAUCGGCCAUCAUUCUGAGGUCAACAGUCAGGAUGCCGAGACAUUGCUCAGCAGGUGGCUGCAAAUCGCGAGACAACCAUGAGACUCGAAAUGCCGGUGUUACCUUUCACAAGUUACCAAAAGGAGCAACUCGGAGAACCCUUUGGAUCAGCAACUCUCACCGCGCAGACUCCUGGGAUCCUCAGACUGACUUUGUCUACUUUUGUUCAAAACACUUUACGCCGGAGAGUUUUGAACUGAGUGGAAUCGGUGGCAUCAGAAGACUAAAGGAAGAUGCAGUUCCUACAUUGUUUGAUUCGUCUCCAACAACCAAAUACAAAAGGAAGGAAGGAGGAAGGCAGCGGAAGCAAGAUGGCAUCCCUGUCAGGGAGGGUUCCCAGUCAGGAGAACAGGAUAACACACAUCAGGAGAUCAACCAGUGUCAAACUACAGAAGAACCCACAGUUCAGAAGACCGUAGCAGCCACUAAGGAGACUAAUCAAGACGUAUCUGCAUUUUCUCAAGCACCAUCCAGGUUGGAGCAGCUUUCACAGCAAGAACUCAGUCCCGCACCUCCAGAGUCUCGUCCCCUUUCCCCGUCACGUUACAUGAGACGUCUGCCCCCUCCUCCGGGCUUCUACCUGUCAAAGGAGCACAGCUACGCUCAGCUCUGUCCCCUCUUGUGGAGGAGACGUUAUGACCAAGUUGUUGACUGCUUGGAAAAAGCCCUACGACAACUGCAUGCAGCCAGACGGAGGGAAAACCGUCUGCGGAGCACUGUGCUGAGGCUCCGGGAUAAACGACUGAAGCACAUACUGCUUCUGUCGCAAAAUGGUUGUAAAAACAGGGGAAGCUGCACACAAGGGGGAGAAAAAAGGCAACACGGAGGAGACCCCGACUUUGGCGAGAAUGACACUUCUCCGAAAUCCAAGAAUAUAAAGUUGAUCGAGGACAAAUGCGUUGAUCAAAUGGAGUCGGGAUGUCAUUUUCUUUCAGAGACCAGUAGCUGGUCUGAGAAGGAGAAGGGAUACUGUUUUUAUUGUGGAAGAGCGCAGGAGCAGAUUGGUAAGCAGCUGCCACACGUGAAACCCACAGAGCACGAGGACCUGCUGAAGAGGCCGAGUAAUGUUGCAACAAGUACUUGUGACACAGCUGAAAAUGUGGGUCACAUACAGAUCACGAGGCUGCAAAGAGCAGCCUGGAAAGAUGUAGAAGCUAGAGACGGCAGUGUAACAGAUUCUCACGUCCUGUUGCAAAAUCCAGGUGUUCAGCAUAUGGUCUCAGCUGGAGUGUGUCUCCUUAAAGCUGAUGAGCAGAGUUUGCAUUACCUGGGCUCUCAGCAGAAGCUGCUGCUGUCUGACGUGUGUCAAGGGGAGUCUGAUGUGACGAGUCGGGAUCAUCGCCCGGACCUGCAGCAUCAGCUGUUAUGGAUCCAGGACAAUGCAGACAGGCAGGUCAUUCUGUUGACUGUCCCUACUGAUGAUGGGUCACAACAUUUUCUCACGAUGGAGAAUGUGGCUGGCGAAGAACAAGCAGUUCUUUUGUCAGAACUGGAUCUCAAAGGUGUGGAGCACUCGACAGACAACAGCGGAGGUCUGGCCAGAGUCGAAGCCGCCUGUGAUGAGCAACACAGUGACCAGAAUUCAGUUUCAAAUGGUGCAUUGGUGGAAAUGCGAGAAGAUGUCAGGGUGAAACUUAAAGAGCACCUGGAGGGAUUCCACCUUCAGCUGAGUACUGAGUUUAGACACUAACAAGAAUUAUUAUUUAGCUAUAUGAUUUGAAUGUGAUUGCAUGUUUUAUUCUGACAGCAGAUUGGAAUAUGCUGCAUGUUAUACAGAACUAAAUUUGUAUGCUCUGGGCUCAGUCAUAGGUUGAGUUUAUGUUAUUGGGUUAGGGUUAUGCAGCAGGACAGUGAUUUGAAACACUCCUCAAUCCAUCAAAAAAAAAAAAGAGGAUUUUGGAGUGGCCUUCUCAAAGUCUGGACUUAAAAUCAGAGAUGUUUUGGCUGUUCAUGCUGGAAAACUGCAACCAGUGGGCCAAAAUUCCUCAACAGUAAUGUGAAAGACUCAUUGCCAACACUUGAUUACUGUUCUUGCUGCCGAGGGUGGCACAGCCAAUGGGGGCAAUUACUUUUUCAAAUACGGCCUGGUAGGUUUAGAUAGCUUUUUUGCUUUAGCAAAUGAAAUCAUCAUUUAAAAACUGUAUUUUGUAUUUACUUGGGUUAUCUUUGUUUAAUGUUAAAAUGUGUUUGAUGAUCUGAAACGUUUAACUGUUACAAAUAUGUAAAAAAAACUAAGAAAUCAGGAGGAGGGGAAAUACUUUUUCAGGACACUGCAGCUACCCAGAUAGCCAGACAGACUCCAGGCCGGAUCCACCCUCGACUGAAAAUUUAAUCUGCUAAUGAGAUGAGAUGUUUAUAGAGAAUAUUAUACAGAUUAAUUAUUUCUGCAAUAACUGGAUUAAAAAAAAUAAAGCUUACAGAAAAAAAAAGUCUGUUUUAAUGUUUCCCAGUUUAACCAUUUAUAAAUUGAUCUAUUGAUCCUUCACUGAUAGA